CCGGAGAGGUUACUGGUUAGCCCUUAUCAUCAAGCAGGAGCGCGAGAAGAGAGCGAACGAGGAUGGCGGGAAUGGCUGCCCUCCGGUUCUCUUCCCGCUCGGCACCUACUUCUCUUCCGAUGCUGCGCUCUGGAUUCCCGAUGAAGGCUCGGAUCCUCGCCCCAAUGCCCCUUCGAUCCAGAUUCCCAAGAAUUUACGCGUUCUCGAGCAAUGACAUCAAAGUGGGUUCAAAUAUUGAGGUGGAUGGAGCGCCUUGGAGAGUUUUGGAGUUUCUUCAUGUAAAACCUGGGAAGGGAGCAGCUUUUGUGAGGACUAAAGUACGUAAUUAUAUCACUGGCAACACAGUUGACAAAACUUUUCGAGCUGGCAGCACGAUAGCUGAGGCAAAUGUUAUUAAAGAGACUAAACAGUACACUUACAAGGAUGGCUCUCAGUAUGUGUUCAUGGACCUGGCUUCAUACGAAGAAAGCCGCUUGAAUGAAGCAGAAGUUGGUGACAAAAAGAAGUGGUUGAAAGAGGGAAUGGACUGCACUUUGUUAUUUUGGAACGGACGGGUUAUUGAUUUUGAACUUCCCAUCACUGUUAAGCUAACUGUGGUUGAUGUAGAUCCUGGUUUGAAAGGAGAUACUGCACAAGGAGGAUCAAAACCAGCUACACUAGACACAGGAGCUGUGGUGAAUGUUCCGCUGUUCAUAAAUACUGGCGAAGAAAUACUAGUGGAUACAAGAACUGGGCAAUACAUGAGUCGCGCAUAAGUAGCUUCAGAAUUCUUCCUUGUUACCCAAAUUUUGUUGUGAAGUUUACCUGCUUUUACUGAUCUUUCACGCUAUUCAACAAUGAAAACGAAAAUUGUCUUUUUUGA
Molecule: messenger RNA, 862 nt
Organism: Dioscorea cayenensis subsp. rotundata (Guinea yam)
Lineage: Eukaryota; Viridiplantae; Streptophyta; Magnoliopsida; Dioscoreales; Dioscoreaceae
Product: elongation factor P
Exons: 7
Coding region: 63-755 (230 amino acids)
Biological process (GO): peptide biosynthetic process; translational elongation
Cellular component (GO): cytoplasm
Molecular function (GO): translation elongation factor activity
Source: RefSeq, a predicted model, not a curated record